Acanthochromis polyacanthus (spiny chromis) is the source of this 5220-nucleotide messenger RNA. RefSeq names its product zinc finger E-box binding homeobox 2b (gene zeb2b). Lineage: Eukaryota; Metazoa; Chordata; Actinopteri; Pomacentridae. The record is from RefSeq and is a predicted model, not a curated record. Gene Ontology annotation, molecular function: DNA-binding transcription factor activity, RNA polymerase II-specific; RNA polymerase II cis-regulatory region sequence-specific DNA binding. Gene Ontology annotation, biological process: regulation of transcription by RNA polymerase II; anatomical structure development.
CCACACACACUUAUCAAUGAAGCAAGAGAUCAUGGCGGAUGGCCCCAGGUGUAAGAGGCGAAAACAAGCCAACCCGAGACGGAAAAACGCUCUCAACUAUGAGAACGUGGUGGAGACGGGCUCAGAGACGGAGGAGGAGGACAAGCUGCCGGUGUCCGAAGAAGACCCCCUGAUCAACGGCACCGGCAGCCCGGCCAGCCUCACCAACCCGGAGGCCUCGCCGCAUGCCGAGAGCCACGGCCUGCUCACCAAGGAUGAGGAGGACGACGAGAUGCGGGACAGCGGCGUCGAGCACAUCUGGCCCGACAACGACAUGCUGAGUGCCUCGGUCGAUGGUACUGAUGAAAUAAAAGAUGAUUUUGACACCCUGGGGCCUGAUGCCACUUUGCAGACGGUUGGAAACGGUACAGUCAAGAGCGUCGAUUGCACUUCAGAGUUGGAGGACUUCUUCGCCAAGCGGAAGCUGGACGAUGGCGACAGCCACGUGGUGAGCAUCGCCGAGUACCUGCAGCGUGGCGACACCGCCAUCAUCUACCCAGAAGCCCCAGAGGAGCUGUCCCGCCUGGGAACGCCGGAGGCCACCGGACCAGAGGAGAACGACCUGCCACCUGGAACGCCAGAUGCCUUCGCCCAACUGUUGACCUGCCCCUACUGCGACCGGGGCUACAAGCGUUUGACAUCGCUGAAGGAGCACAUCAAGUACCGCCAUGAGAAGAACGAGGAGAACUUUGCCUGCCCCCUGUGCAACUACACGUUUGCUUACCGCACUCAGCUUGAGCGGCAUAUGGCCACACACAAGCCUGCGAGGGAUCAGCACCAACUGCUCAACCAAGCGGCCGGCAACCGCAAGUUCAAAUGCACCGAGUGUGGCAAGGCCUUCAAAUACAAGCACCAUCUGAAGGAACACCUCCGGAUUCAUAGCGGUGAGAAACCGUACGAGUGCCCCAACUGCAAGAAGCGUUUCUCCCACUCGGGCUCCUACAGCUCCCACAUAAGCAGCAAAAAGUGCAUUGGCCUGAUUGCCGUCAAUGGCAGGAUGCGCACCAACAUGAAGACGGGCUCCUCCCCCACCUCUGCCUCCGCCUCACCCACCAAUACUGCCAUCACCCAGCUGCGGCAGAAACUCGAGAAUGGCAAGCCGCUCGGCUUGGCAGACCACAACAACCACCUGAACAUCAAGACGGAGCCGCUAGACUUCAACGACUACAAGAUGAUGAUGGCGUCUCAUGGAUUCGGUGCUCCUGGACCGUUCAUGAACGGAGUGGGAGGGAACAGCCCACUGGGGGUCCACCACAACUCCACGGCCCAGAGCCCCUUACAGCAUCUGGGGAUGGCCGGGCUUGAGUCUCAUCUCCUGGGCUACCCGGGUCAUCUGGGGAACAAUCUGAGCGAGGUGCAGAAGGUUCUCCAGAUCGUGGACAACACUGUGUGCCGGCAGAAAAUGGACUGCAAGCCAGAGGAGCUCUCCAAGCUCAAGGCCUACAUGAAGGAGCUUGGAUCCCAGGUUGAGGAGCAAAAACAGGCGCUGACAUCGGCAGGGGGAGGUCAGGUUGGUCUUCCACUCGUCAAUCACAACGGCGCCACCAAAAGCAUCAUCGACUAUACGUUAGAAAAAGUGAACGAAGCCAAAGCCUGCCUCCAGAGCUUGACGACAGACUCAAAGAGACAGAUUAGCAAUAUCAAACGAGAGAAAUCCAACCACAUGCUUGAAGGAGGUGUGGAUGAGAAGGUGCAGGAAAACAACAUGUUUACACCUUAUGCUUGCCAAUAUUGCAAAGAAACCUUCCCCGGGCCAAUACCUUUGCAUCAACAUGAACGCUACCUGUGUAAAAUGAACGAGGAGAUCAAAGCAGUGCUGCAGCCCAGUGAGAAUCUAAUGCCCAACAAACCAGGGAUAUUCAUGGAGAAGAACACCCACUUACCCUCCUCCAUGUUGUCUGACAAGGGACUCACUGGGCCCCUUAACCCCUACAGGGACCACAUGUCUGUGUUGAAGGCAUAUUUCGCCAUGAACAUGGAGCCCAACUCGGAGGAGCUGCUCAAGAUUUCCAUAGCAGUUGGCCUUCCUCAGGAAUUUGUCAAGGAGUGGUUUGAGCAGCGGAAGAUGUACGAGUACGGCACUACCAGAACCCCACCACUAGAGCACAGGAACAACGCGGAUAUGGUUGUCGGAACAAAUAACCACCACACUCCACCAAAAGACUCUUUGGCAGCUAGGUCACCUGUGUCUCUACUCAAACCUACUGACCGCAUCACAUCCCCCUCCAUAGCAGAGCUUCAUAACAACGUUAACAACUGUGACAACUCGCUGAGACAUUUGAAAAACCACCAGUUCAGCGGCAACACCAAACACGCAGGUGAAAAGUUGGACCACUCCCGCAGCAACACCCCCUCCCCACUAAAUCUGUCCUCCACAUCUUCCAAAAACUCUCACAGCAGCUCCUACACUCCAAACAGCUUGACUUCAGAAGACCUGCAGGCUGAGCCGCUGGACCUGUCUCUGCCGAGACUCAUGAAGGAACCCAAGCAUGCACUGACUGUCAAAAGCAGACUUAAAGUCAACAGCAUUACCAUUGACCAUAACAGCAUCCCUUCUCCCCGAGAGCACUUCGAAGAGCCUUUGAACUUGGUCUAUCUCAAGAAGGAUUUCUCAGGCUCGACCAACAAUGGAACUAGAAAAAGCACUAGCCCCAUCUUCGGCAUUAACCCCUUUGCUGCCAAACCCCUUUACACGUCACUUCCACCUCAGAGCGCUUUCCCACCUGCCACAUUCAUGCCCCCGAUGCAGGCCAGCAUACCAGGUCUUAGGCCCUACCCGGGCAUGGAUCAAAUGGGCUUCCUACCACACAUGGCCUACACUUACGCGGCAGGGGCAGCUACCUUUGCCGAGAUGCAGCAGAGGAGAAAGUACCAGCGGAAACCAGGUUUCCAGGGGGACCUGCUCGACGGUACACCAGAUUACAUGUCAGGGCUGGACGACAUGACAGACCCCGACUCCUGUCUGUCGCGGAAGAAGAUUAAGAAGACCGAAAGUGGCAAGAGGCCGCACCAGUGCCAGAUCUGCAAGAAGGCCUUCAAACACAAACACCAUCUCAUUGAGCACUCCAGGCUGCACUCGGGGGAGAAACCCUACCAGUGCGACAAGUGUGGGAAGAGGUUCUCCCACUCAGGCUCCUACUCGCAGCACAUGAACCACCGUUACUCCUACUGCAAGCGGGAGGCGGAGGAGCGGGAGGCGGCCGAGAGGGAGGCCCGCGAGAAGGGCCACCUGGAGCCCACUGAGCUGCUCAUGAGCCGGGCGUACUUGCAGGGCAUGACUCCUCAGGGCUACCCAGAGCUGGCGGAGCGCGAGGCCAUCCUGAGGCACGACGCCGUGAACGGAGGGAUCAGAGAGGGACGGAAGGAAGUGGAUGGAACGUACGCAAAGAUUGGACGGAGGGACGACGAGUUCGAGGAGGAGGAGGAGGAGAGCAAAAGCAUGGACACGGACCCGGACACGUUGAGGGACGAGGAGGAGAACGGAGAGCACUCGAUGGACGAUAGCUCGCUGGACGGCAAAACGGAAACCAAAUCGGAUCACGAGGACGCGAUGGAGGAUGGCAUGUAAUCAGUGGCGACAUUUUUCAGAAGCUUCCCAUCUAAAAAAAAAAAUUCUUUUUUUUAAAAAAAAAUUCUCUUUUUCUCUUUCGGUUCAGUAUUCUUACCUGCUCGGUUUAAAACGCCGUGUUUUAAGCUGUACGUGCACGUGCCUGAAGCUUCCGGGAAGCUUUUCUUUGACAAGACUCCUCGGGUGGGAAGUAGGGGGAACGAUGUCUGCCGAACAAGACACGGACUCGAAAAAUCAAUCCAGAGGAGGUGUUGAGGGAAGGGAGGCAUGGGUUUGUGAAAUAAGCUGCAUUAUGCAAACCGAACAAUGAAUAAAUGAAUACAUUUCAAAAAAUGUACAGUACUAAGGCCUAAAAAUAUGUGUGGUGCUAACCUCCUCAAAUAAACCCCCUGUGUUCCAUAGUAUUUAUAGCACAACUAGUGACUUGUACAAAUUGCACUCCGCUUCUAUAAUCAUGAACAAAAAUAAUAAAAAGUAUUGCCUAUGUAUAUAUUUAUACAGUGUUGGAAAAAGAGCAGUAGUAUCUGCACUACAGUCCUUCGAUAUUACCUUUGUUAUCACCUACCUACCUACCUACAGUGUCGUCUUUAGUUUCGCCACAAACAUCUCCAGCCACACUGUUUUAGGCCUCUUGAAUCAAAUGAAGGAAUUCAAACAAGACUUUGUGAAGGAGCUUUUUUUUUUUCUUUUUGAUUUUUUUUCUUAAGAGGAGAAGAAGUUUUAAAGAGACCUUCAUUUUAAGGGAAAAUACAGUUUAUGGACAGAUGGGGGACAAAAAAAAAAGAAAAAAAUGAAGGACGAAGCCUUUGUAAGGUGUUUUUUGAUAAGAAAAAAGAAGCCUUAUAUGCAAACCUUUUAACCUGUGUGUUUUCUGCAAGUGCCACCCUCGUAUUGUGUAAAAGGAAGGUUACUUUUUUUCACCAGCUUCAGUAUUAUGAAAUGGUUCACCGUUGUUCUUUGAAGCACCCGUGUCAGUAUUAAGACUUAUAGGCAGCAGUUCCUUAGUUUACAUUAUGUUGUGCAAUGUUUUCUCAGUUCUUUUCUUUAAACUUUGUCAGUAUUACACCAAACCAUUUUUUUUGAAAACAACAAAAAUUGCAUUCAUUUAUUUGUAGGUUGAAAAAAAACAUUAUUUAUGUGGCCCAUUUUAUAUUUCCUAAUUUUAUUUAUUUCAUACUGUUGUGUACAGUACUAUAGUUCUUCAAUAUAUAGAUAUAUUUUAGUAAAAAGGAACAUGGUGUCGAUCAUAGGGGCAAAUUUUACGUAAAGAGAGCAUUUAUUGUGUUUUGAAACAUUGUGAAAUGCGAAGUUUAAUCUUAUUUUAUUUUAUUUCCUUUUAUUUUCCAGUUACUGGAAAAUUCCAAAUUUGGGAACUUUUAUACAAUUGUGAAAACACUGUAUUUUCGACUGAAAAAUUCCACUUUCUUCAUCUUUGUUUCUUUUUUUAAGCUAAAAAAAUGAAGAGGGACUGUUAAAUACUAUGUAUGAUAUCAUGACUGAAGAAGAAUCUUUCCUGAAAUGUCUUUGUAAAAGUAUUAUUGAAUUCUUAAUUUGUAAUUUCUCUUGAAAAUGACCCUGCUCGAAUAAAAGUAGCCAAAUUACAGAGUACCAAA